ACGAAAAACAUAAUAACGCGUUUAGCCUGCGAGACGCCUACGACGUGUGUAACGUUUCUAAUUAAUUCGCCAUAUUUCGUCAACAUGGCUGCCAUCCAAUCUCGGGAAAAUAUUGAGCGACAAAUUCAAGAGAUACAGCAGCGUACUGCAACACUUCGUCAACGUGAUGAAGUACCUGCAACCAAUGGGAAAGAUGAUGCUGCAGGAUUUGCUGAAUCAGGACAUUUUGACAGAGAAAUCUAUGAUAAAAGUGUCCGUAGCCGAUUUGAGGGCUAUGACUAUUCCAUCGCAGCCAAUGAAGCAGAUGAGGAUGAAGAUGAUUACACCAGUCAUUCCUUGAUGAAUAAGAACAGCAUUACAGCCCCAACAUCGUUGUUUAGUGAAGCUCAGGAAGCAGCCAAGGAUUACGACCCAUUUGCUGGUAACAAUGCAGCUAGGAUUGCUGAACGUGAAGAUGAAUAUCGCGCCCGUAGAAGGAUGAUGAUUAUCUCUCCAGCGAGACAUGAUCCUUUUGCUGAUGGUGGCAAAACACCUGAUCCUGGGGAGAGGACUUACAUUGACAUCCGAAGAGAACAGUCCAUGACAAAAGAGCAGGCUGGGCUUCGUCUUCAGAUGCAGGAAAAGGCCAAAAAGGGUGAGCUUGAGGUACAGCAGACUAAACCGACAUCUAAACCUGUCAAACGUCGUCGCUGGGAUCAAGUAGGAGAAGAAACACCAGGAGCCACACCCAAAAAGAAGACAAGUAGUUGGGAACAGGCAGAGCAACAAGCUUCAACUCCGUCAAUCAGUCGCUGGGAUGAAACACCAGGCAGAGCCAAAGGUAGCGAGACACCAGGAGCUACACCCAGUGCUAGUACACGAGUUUGGGAAAACACACCAGCACACCUGACACCUGGUCAUGUGACACCUAGUCAUGCUACCCCUGGACAUGCUACUCCAGGACAUGUUACUCCAGGACAUAGUGCAACACCAAGCGCACGUAGAAAUAGAUGGGACGAAACACCUAGAACUGAGAGAGAAACUCCUGGGCAUGGAAGUGGAUGGGCGGAGACUCCUCGCACUGAUCGUGGGGGAGAUGCUCCUUCAGAGACUCCUACUCCAGGUAGUAAGCGGCGAUCUCGUUGGGAUGAGACACCAGCUGGUAGUCAGACGCCCAGUGCUACACCAGUUGUGGGUAAUACUUCAACACCUGUAGGUCAAAAGGCUAUGGUGAUGCAGACACCAUCACAGACUGCACUGAGAAUGAUGACACCAGAACAACUGCAAGCUUGGAGAUGGGAGAAGGAAAUCGAUGAGAGAAAUAGAGCACUGAGUGACGACGAGUUGGAUUCUAUGUUUCCCGAGGGAUACAAGGUACUUCAACCUCCAGCAGGCUAUGUUCCUAUCCGUACUCCAGCUCGCAAACUGACAUCUACCCCUACUCCUAUGGGUGGACUGAGUGGAUUUCACAUGCAGACUGAUGAUAAGAUGGUUGAUCCUGGCUUAGCCCAACCUCCUGGUAAUCUGCCAUUCCUCAAACCUGACGAUGCUCAGUACUUUGGCAAACUCCUGAAUGACAUUGAUGAAAGCACAUUGAGUGCAGAGGAACAGAAGGAGCGUCGUAUCAUGAAGCUACUGCUGAAGAUCAAGAAUGGAACACCGCCAAUGCGUAAAGCAGCCUUACGUCAAAUUACUGAUAAGGCCAGAGAAUUCAAUGCUGGACCACUCUUCAAUCAAAUCCUACCAUUGUUGAUGUCUCCCACCUUAGAGGAUCAAGAGCGCCAUCUAUUGGUCAAGGUUAUCGACCGUAUUCUCUACAAGUUGGAUGAUCUAGUGCGGCCAUAUGUACACAAGAUCCUUGUAGUGAUUGAACCCCUGUUGAUUGAUGAAGAUUACUAUGCUCGUGUAGAAGGUAGGGAGAUUAUCUCUAACCUUGCUAAAGCUGCUGGACUAGCUACCAUGAUCUCAACCAUGCGUCCUGAUAUUGACAACUUGGAUGAGUAUGUACGUAACACUACAGCACGUGCCUUUGCUGUGGUAGCUUCAGCCUUGGGUAUCCCAUCAUUACUACCAUUCUUAAAAGCUGUGUGUAAAAGCAAGAAGUCUUGGCAGGCUAGACACACUGGGAUCAAGAUUGUUCAGCAAAUUGCCAUCUUGAUGGGAUGCGCUAUUCUACCACAUCUGAGAAAUCUGGUGGAGAUCAUUGAGCAUGGACUUGUGGAUGAGCAGCAGAAAGUUCGUACCAUCACAGCCUUAGCCUUAGCUGCCCUUGCAGAAGCUGCUACUCCGUAUGGUAUUGAGUCCUUUGAUAGUGUCCUGAAACCUCUCUGGAAGGGUAUCAGGCAGCACAGAGGAAAAGGUCUUGCUGCGUUCUUGAAGGCUAUUGGAUACCUGAUCCCAUUGAUGGAUCCUGAGUAUGCCAACUACUACACCAGGGAAGUCAUGUUGAUUCUCAUCCGUGAAUUCCAGUCUCCUGAUGAGGAGAUGAAGAAGAUCGUGCUCAAGGUGGUAAAGCAGUGUUGUGCAACCGAUGGUGUAGAAGCUCAGUAUAUUCGAGAUGAAGUCCUUCCAUCCUUCUUCAAACACUUCUGGCAGCAUCGAAUGGCUCUUGAUAGGCGUAAUUACAGACAGCUGGUAGAUACCACUGUGGAGUUGGCCAAUAAGGUCGGAGCUGCUGAGAUUAUUGGCCGCAUUGUUGAUGAUCUGAAAGAUGAAGCAGAACAGUAUCGUAAGAUGGUGAUGGAGACCAUUGAAAAGAUAAUGGGCAACUUAGGAGCAGCAGACAUUGAUUCAAGGCUUGAAGAACAACUCAUCGAUGGUAUCCUGUAUGCCUUUCAAGAACAAACCACAGAGGACUCUGUGAUGUUGAAUGGCUUUGGUACUGUUGUGAAUGCUCUGGGUAAGCGAGUCAAGCCUUACCUACCACAGAUUUGUGGUACCAUCCUCUGGCGUCUCAACAACAAGGCUGCUAAAGUUCGUCAGCAAGCUGCUGAUCUCAUCUCCAGAAUCGCAGUCGUCAUGAGGACAUGCCAAGAGGAGAAGUUGAUGGGGCAUCUUGGUGUUGUCCUGUAUGAGUAUCUUGGUGAAGAAUACCCAGAAGUGCUAGGAAGCAUUCUAGGAGCUCUCAAGUCCAUUGUCAAUGUCAUUGGUAUGCAUAAGAUGACUCCACCAAUUAAAGAUCUGCUGCCAAGAUUGACACCAAUCCUCAAAAACAGACAUGAGAAGGUGCAGGAGAAUUGCAUUGAUUUGGUUGGUCGUAUUGCUGAUCGAGGUGCGGAGUAUGUGUCAGCCAGAGAAUGGAUGAGGAUUUGCUUUGAGCUUCUAGAACUUCUCAAGGCCCACAAGAAAGCCAUCAGAAGAGCCACAGUCAAUACUUUUGGCUACAUUGCAAAGGCUAUUGGUCCACAUGAUGUCCUGGCCACUCUUCUCAACAAUCUGAAGGUCCAGGAACGCCAGAAUCGUGUCUGUACCACAGUUGCUAUUGCCAUUGUAGCAGAGACGUGCUCACCAUUUACUGUUCUACCAGCUCUAAUGAAUGAAUAUCGAGUACCUGAGCUGAAUGUACAGAAUGGUGUACUGAAAUCACUGUCUUUCCUGUUCGAGUACAUUGGUGAAAUGGGCAAAGAUUACAUCUAUGCUGUGACACCAUUGCUGGAAGAUGCUCUAAUGGACAGAGACUUGGUCCAUCGUCAGACAGCCUGUGCUGCCAUUAAGCAUAUGUCACUCGGUGUAUUUGGUUUCGGCUGUGAAGAUGCCCUCGUUCAUCUUCUCAACUUUGUCUGGCCCAACAUCUUUGAGACAUCACCUCAUGUCAUCCAGGCAGUGAUGGAUGCAAUUGAAGGAAUGAGAGUUGGUCUCGGUGCCAACAAGAUGCUACAGUAUGCAUUGCAGGGUCUGUUCCACCCAGCAAGGAAGGUACGUGAUGUGUAUUGGAAGAUCUACAAUACAUUGUACAUUGGUGCACAGGAUUCACUGGUAGCUGGCUAUCCACGGGUUCCCAAUGAUGAGAAGAAUCAGUAUGUGAGAUAUGAGCUGGAGUAUUUCUUAUGAAUUGCCUUGGAUUGUCAGGUUCUUUCCACGUUCGAAGUUAACUCUCCAUCAUAUUACGUUAAGAUCUCACCCUUAUACCUUGUCAUGUUAACAGCCAAUUAACAAAUUACAUGUAUAACCCAGAUACUUCGUUCAACCUGUCAGGAUUGGACUACCGGUACUUAUUUUCUAUUGGUUGUACACUUGUUGAUCUAAACAGUGCAUUGUAUGUGUUAAUGUGAGAAUGGAACUUUACAUUCAACGGGAAUUGUUGUUUUUAGUGUGCAUUGACUUGAAUGUUACCAAAUUCGACUACCAUAGUAGCUUGUAUUCAGUUGACUUUUAAUUGAAAUCAAAUGGCAUAAAUUUCCACAUUUCUAGCAGAUGUUAAGACAAGGCUGUUCAAAAAAUGAUAAAAAUUUUCCAACUUAGUGGGCAAGAAAAAUCAUAAUUACUAAUACAGAUAGUUGCUUUCUUAUCAGUUGUAACCACUUGUCAAAUUCUCUUUAAACCUUAUUACAACAGAAAGCCUAUUUGUUAAAAGGCUAGGGUAGCUAGCUUUAGCUUGAUAAAUCUGUUAAAAAGCCAGAGAAGGAGUGAAUGUAUAAAGUGAGAGAAUGGAUCAUUAUCCUAUAUACAUACAUUCGUUGGAAGUCUUACAAACUAUAUUGGGAAGUUGUGUAAGCAUAAAUGUUUUGGUUUUCUGGAAUAGGAGAUUUCAACAACUGAUAGUAUUUUGAUUAUCACUUUGUUAGUUUUAACAAUGAAGUAGAAGUUUCUGUUAAUUAUCUACAUGAUAAUGGAUUUACAAGAAAUUCUACCAUCAGACCUUAGUUGAACAGUUGCUUUUGUAAAUAGAAGGCUUUGAAUGAAGAAUUUGGUUUUUUAGUCUUGGAGAAGAGGUAAUAUUUUGUUCUGACUGAAAAAAAUUAUUCCAUUCUGGUGAUUUAUCUCCCUGAGCAGACUGAAUCCAUUCUGUUCUGCAUCCUUAGGUAGACUUUAACAUUUGCAUAGAAGUGGAGUAAGGGCAUAUGUGAUUCAUAUACAUGUACAUGUACCUUGCUUAUUGAUAAUGCAUCCAAGUGAUGUAACAUCUUUGUCUAUGUUUAUAGAUGUAUUAUCUAAACUAACCUGAGGAGACCCCAUUACUUUGGUAAUAUCCCAUUCUGGCACUUUACCUGCAUUUGAAAGCUUAAAAUGAAUAUGCAGUUCGGCAAGUCACAACACCCCAUAAGUCUAAGAGUUAUUUACAUGUACUCUGUGUAAGAAAUGCACGAGGGUAUGCUAUUAUCUUUACUGUAAUGCUUUAAAUCUAGCUGACAGAUAAGUCAGUUGGUUUAUACUGAUUAUUGAAAAUGUUUGGUGUGCUAAAAAGGUGUUGUGUAGUGCGCAGGACCAUAUUUCCUGAUACAUCCUAGAAAAAAAUCAGAACUUCAAAUGGACAUUUGUUUUCAAGUAGAAUUUAGUCACGGAAUGAUCAUUUCUUUCUUGCCCUUGUGGUAUAUGUACUGAUAUUGUUUCAAGGUGUAUUUGGACUGGAAAUCUGUUUAUAGUUGGUGUUAUCUUGGAAUACAUUUUUUCCAUCACGUAUGACAUUACCAUAUUUGCGUCACUAUUGAAAAGGGGCUAAAAAUGCCUGAAAGAAUUUUUUUCCAUUCAAUACAGAAUUCCUCACUUUUCCAAAAUUAAUAUUUGCCUUUAUCUUUACCGUAUGAUAUGUGCAUUGCAGGUAGAGCUAUUGUAGAGCUAGAAACCACAGUUGAGCUUUAUGGAAACUUGCAUUUUAUUCAAUAAAACCUUCAUAUCUGUAAAUAGA
Molecule: messenger RNA, 5824 nt
Organism: Acanthaster planci (crown-of-thorns starfish)
Lineage: Eukaryota; Metazoa; Echinodermata; Asteroidea; Valvatida; Acanthasteridae
Gene: sf3b1
Product: splicing factor 3b subunit 1
Biological process (GO): spliceosomal complex assembly
Molecular function (GO): mRNA binding
Source: RefSeq, a predicted model, not a curated record